Molecule: messenger RNA, 1347 nt
Organism: Pocillopora meandrina
Lineage: Eukaryota; Metazoa; Cnidaria; Anthozoa; Scleractinia; Pocilloporidae
Source: the annotation of a GenBank genome assembly
GCUGCCCUUCACAAGCCAGAUUCAUUGGAGGAAACUCUGACCAACUUCAUAAUUCGAUAUCAGCCUCCGUACAUUGCUCAAGUGUUGGAGGGAGUCGAUAAUGGAGUUUUUUCCGUAUCAGUGGACGAAUUGUUGACAGUACACAAAACCGUGCAGCUGAGGCGAAUCCGAAUGAGAGAUUCAAAAGGCAAGCACUAUUUCCUGCCCGUUGACAACUCGGCGCGCGUUGAAAUUGUGCCUAGGACUCGUACACGCCUUGCAAAAGACUUCGAUCCUCAUCUGAUCCGCACAGCUAGGUUUCUUCGCGUCUUGAGAGAUGUUCCUGAGCUGAAACUCGACGAUGGAGAUAUUUUAGAACCCAUUUUUUUCGAAUCUACGAGGAGCACUGAAGCGGAAACUUUAAAAUGCAAAAUACUUCGUGAACCAGGGAAGGAAAUUAGGCUUCCACUUCAUUGGGGAGUACCUCUUGAGUUAUUACACGACUUUGACCCAAGAAGCUACACUCUAAGAUAUGUAGCAGAUAAUAUUGCUUUUCCAGUGGCUGUGAGAUUUGUUGAGAACGUGGUAUCCUACUCUGAUGUUGUAGCAACCUUAAGAGGGGAAUUUUAUUUCGAAGAAGUUGUCGAGGAGACCAUUGUUAUCGCAACUACAAAAGUAAACCAGGAUCAGUUAACGAUUCUAAAACUCCCCCUUGAUCUGCCGCUGACCUUACAUCCUAUCAGAAAGCUUAAUUGCGAUUCAAAAUACAUUGUUCGAUAUUGGCAAUAUCUACGGGAAGAGUUGGAUAGGCUUGAAAACCAGAUGACAACUGCUGAUAAUGACCUUCUUCCCUCGAGUCGUUUUGAAAAUAUGGGGCGAGUUGUACGGCUAUACAAGGAAAGUGAAGAUUACCUAAAGGGAAUGAAAAAAUUCCAGCCAGUUAAAAAGGCUUCAGACGAAGGCGAGGUCGUUCCAAAGAAUCUUUGUGAAGAUUUCUACGAGCCAAUGAUGCCCUCCCUGGUACACAAGCAAGAGGAAUGCAGGCUGUUUCAAGAGGAGGUUGAACCGAAUUACGAAGCUAUGGAGCCCUGCAUCUUAGGCAAACACGACGAGUACGCUACGGUUUUCGAGGGGGCCAUCAGCAAUUACGAAACAGUAGAGCCCUUAUCUUCCUCCGUUCCGUAUUCGAGUGCAAAGAGUCGACAGAGCUUAAACAGUAAAAGCGCUCAGAGCCUCCGAGAGGAACCUUUCUAUUGCUCGCUGACUUCCAUUUUUCAUGGAACCUCACCCUUAGAAAGACCAUCACAUGUGUAUGUGAAGCUGGAACAAAAAUCGUUCUCGAAGUCGCCAAGAAAAACAAAAUCUUAA